AUGCGCCGUUCGAAUCUACUCCUACUGGCCGCGAUCCAGCUCGCCGGAGCUCGUUCGCCCGGCUUCAGCAUCCACGAGGACCUGCUGACGUUCCCUCAGUUUGAGGUUGUGUUUUCCCAAGAGUACAUCACCGAGAAAGAUGCGGAUGCCAUACUAGAGAAGCAGAGAAACCAGCCCUCCUUCUGGGCUGGGUUUGAGCAAUCUAUCCUCGAAUACGAAGCUAGCCAGGCCAGCCCCGGCGCCGAUGAUGGCCCUAAGAAGGAGGAAAAGGAAGAGCCAAAGGAAGAACCAAAACAUGAACCAGAGCAAGAAACAGAGCAAGAAUACACCUAUGAGCUCAUGAAGCUACCUCCUCAUCAAUACCUCUGCUCGAUCCCCGUUAUUUACCCCUCCUCUACCGACGACAAGACAGCCAACGAGCUCGCCAAGGCCGAGGAGGCACGCGAGCUGAGCCGCGCGACCACAAGCGGAUGGGACCUCGUCGCCGAGAUCGAGGAAUCGUGCCUGUACUUUAUGUCGGGAUGGUGGAGCUACAGCUUCUGCAAGAACCGCGAAAUCGUCCAGUUCCACGCCCUGCCGUCCGUCCCCAACGGCCAACCCCCCAAACGCGAUCCUAACACUGCCGCGUACGUGCUCGGUCAGACGCCCACGAUCCCCGCGGCCGCCGCGUACCAGGCCAAACAGAAUGGCGACGGCGCGCCGCCACCCGCUGAGCUGCAGGUUAAGGGUGACCAGCGAUAUCUGGUGCAGCGGCUGGAGGGAGGCACGCAAUGCGAUUUGACAGGGAGGGACCGUACUAUCGAGGUGCAGUACCACUGCGUCCCGGGCUUGAAGAACGACAGAAUUGGGUGGAUUAAGGAGGUUACCAUCUGCGCGUAUCUCAUGGUGGUUAACACCCCCCGUCUAUGUAACGACGUGGCCUUCUUGCCGCCCGAGGAGACCCGAGCCGACCCCAUCAACUGCCAGCUCAUCGUUGACAAUGAUGCCACUCCCCCGUUGCUGGAACAGGAGAAGCUGUAUGAAGAACCCGUUGCCCAAGAGAACAAAGCGACCCAAGAGCAGCCGGUGGCAGAGGGUGACGUCACCGAAACCCUCCCAGCGAAAAAGGAGGUCAACGUCGGCGGUGUCAUCGUCGGCGCACGCAAAGUUCUCUCCGGCGCCGAUGAGGUCGGCAAGCCCCCCGCGAAGCUCACGCCGCCCAAGAGCUACUUCUCCAACCAGGACACGGACGGCCAGCGCUUCAUCGAGAUGGUGGCGCAAGGCAAGAGCGCAGCCGACGGCGGCGAAGUCACCUCGAUGAGCGACGAAGAGCUCGUUAAGCAGGAGCUGAAGCCGGACGUCGUCGCGGACAUGAUCAAAGAGAUGCAGAAGCUCGCCGGCGUCGACAGCUGGAAGCUCGAGCUUGUCGAGCUGCCCGGCGGAGUGCGGGAGCUCCGGGGAUACAUCGACGAACCGGAAGCCGGCAAGGGGAAGGCGACGGAUGCAAAGCCUGCGAAGGCUGCGGACGCUGGAGAUUCUAAGGGGAAGCAAAAGGAGGAGGACGGGAGUGAGGAGAAGUUCUUCAAGAACAAGGAUGAGUUGUAG
Messenger RNA from Ilyonectria robusta, 1584 nucleotides. RefSeq names its product glucosidase II beta subunit-like protein-domain-containing protein. Bases 1 to 1584 code for a protein of 527 amino acids. The record is from RefSeq and is a predicted model, not a curated record. NCBI's taxonomy places the organism in Eukaryota, Fungi, Ascomycota, Sordariomycetes, Hypocreales, Nectriaceae. Gene Ontology annotation, cellular component: endoplasmic reticulum lumen. The transcript is spliced from 2 exons. Gene Ontology annotation, biological process: endoplasmic reticulum unfolded protein response; retrograde protein transport, ER to cytosol.